This is a messenger RNA of Centruroides sculpturatus (bark scorpion), 494 nucleotides long. Its product is annotated as eukaryotic translation initiation factor 4H-like. Gene Ontology annotation, molecular function: RNA binding. Lineage: Eukaryota; Metazoa; Arthropoda; Arachnida; Scorpiones; Buthidae. Bases 107 to 463 code for a protein of 118 amino acids. The transcript is spliced from 6 exons. The record is from RefSeq and is a predicted model, not a curated record.
CCGCUAGAAGACGUUAUUUAGUAUUACGUAGGUAUCGAAGAGAACGUUUAUGGUGUGAUUCUGCGCAAUAAAGUGCGUAAUUGAAAAAAAUUUGAUAAUUUUCGAAAUGGCAAACAGAUACGGAGAUUAUAGAUAUGGAAACUACUAUUCCAGAGGACACCAAAUUCCAAAUAGUCCUCCAUUCAAAGCAUAUGUGGGUAACUUACCCCAAAACUGUGGUGAAGAUGAUUUUGAAAACAUAUUUGUUAAUUUAAAUAUACGAGAAAUUCGUAUGAUUCGUGACAGAGAAACCAACAGAUUUAAAGGUUUUGGUUUUGUCGAGUUUGAAGAUUUGGAAUCAUUCAGAGCUGCUCUAGAAUUGAAUGGCAGUCAUUAUGGAGGUAAAAAUAUCCGUGUUGAUGUUGCCACAAGAAGACGUGAUAGAGGUGGAUUUUCAAACAGAGGAGAUCGUCGUUAUGAAUGAAGUUUGACUUAUUUCUUCAUACAGGAGCAAA